AUGUUGUUAGCAAAGAAUUUUAGUUCUCAACUUUUUCGAAGAUCAAAAAGAAUCCCAUUUUCAUGUGUUUCUGUAAGUAAUGUUUUUGAAGAAAGACGUAAUAGCUCAACAACUGUAUCAUCCGUUUUGGAAACUAUGUUUCAAUAUUCAAGUUCGUGUAACAUAACUACAGGUUUACAAUUUUGUAUAGAAGAGUUUCACGCACUAACUGGACUCGGGUGGGGAGGAACAUUUGUGGCAUCGGCUAUACUUUUGCGUUUAGCGUCAUCACCGGCUCAUAUUCUUGCUGAAAAAUUAUUUGCUGAAAAGCUUUAUCACGUAAAUAAUAUUAAUAAAAAAUUUACAGACGCGAUAUAUAAACAAUUAAACAUUAAGUUUGAACCGGGCAUCACAAGUGGUCAAAUUGAAACACUGGCUAAAGACAAUAAAGUUUUUACAGUCGUCAAUAGACAUAUUGCUGAAAAUAUUGAAAAAGUUACUAUUGAAAAAAAAUUAUUUACUUUAAGAAUUUAUAGUCUUAAAUUUAGUACUGUACCAAUAUGGCUGUUUUCAUCUUGUGCCGUUCGUAACAUUAUCAGUGGAGAUUUUAGUCCUUCGAUACCUGGUGCUUUAUGGCUUAGUGAUUUAAUGUUACCAGAUCCUUAUUAUAUUUUGCCUGCUACUUUAGGACUAAUAGGUUUUUUGAAUAUGUAUUCUCAGAGACUUGUUGAUCCUACAAAAAAUAAGAAUAUUGCAAAAAUACACGAUGUUCUUUUAGCGCUAGCAACAAUUGUUUGUGUAAAAAUUUCAAUAGAUCUUCCGGCUUGUCUUUCAUUAUAUUGGCUGGCAGUUUCUGUGAGUGGUUUGGUUCAAAUUGCUAUCAUAAGAUAUCCAAAGUUUAAAAAACUUCUUGGAAUUAAGAAACUACCAACAGAUUCAAAAUAUCCAAUAGUAAAUCUUUUUAGAAGAAGAGAAUAA
Messenger RNA from Strongyloides ratti, 957 nucleotides. RefSeq names its product Mitochondrial inner membrane protein COX18. Gene Ontology annotation, biological process: mitochondrial respiratory chain complex IV assembly; protein insertion into mitochondrial inner membrane from matrix. Bases 1 to 957 code for a protein of 318 amino acids. Gene Ontology annotation, molecular function: membrane insertase activity. Lineage: Eukaryota; Metazoa; Nematoda; Chromadorea; Rhabditida; Strongyloididae. Gene Ontology annotation, cellular component: mitochondrial inner membrane. The transcript is spliced from 5 exons. The record is from RefSeq and is a predicted model, not a curated record.